Messenger RNA from Emericellopsis cladophorae, 2055 nucleotides. RefSeq lists its product as uncharacterized. Bases 1 to 2055 code for a protein of 684 amino acids. NCBI's taxonomy places the organism in Eukaryota, Fungi, Ascomycota, Sordariomycetes, Hypocreales, Bionectriaceae. The transcript is spliced from 2 exons. The record is from RefSeq and is a predicted model, not a curated record.
AUGGAGCAAAUCCAACCGCAACCACCUCCGCCAGCACCGACACAAGCGCGAUACCAGCUGUUUCCGCGGGAAAGGCAGCUGCCAGUGCUCAACAGCGCCAAAGCCGCCGAGGCAGAGAGGUCCAAUUCGCCGUCCUUGUUUUCCUACAUGGACGACAGCUUCGACGAGGUCCCAACGCCAUCAGCGUUGAGAACAAAAAUUACACAGCAUAGCAUGACACGACGGCGCAAGGUCAGCGUCCCUGAGAUCGGUCCCAUGACGACGGUCCAGGAGGUGCCAAUGGAUUCCCCAACGAUCCCCGGACGUCCGCCACUACACGAACGCUCAAUCAGUGCCCCCGCGCAGGAUUGGAAGCCUUCGCCUCCGGAGUCGCUGCCUUCCCCCGUGCCACUAGCGGAGGAAACUGCUCAGGCCGAGCCGCAGGAGAAGGAGAAAGUCUCCCUGACACAAACACUCGAGGAAAAGCUCAAGACUUGCACCUCAAUGCUCAGCCGAGCGGCUUCGACCCGAAAAUUGGCGCCCCUUGUGAUACCUCACCCUGGCUCUCACUCCGCCGCUCUUCACCAGCAGACACUUGCUCACAAUCGUUCCGGGAGUGUACCGAACGAGGCGUACAAGCCGCGCAAGACAGCUGUUUCGCCGUAUCUGCGUACUCCAUUCACACCCUCUAUUUCAAUGACAGAUCUUACCUCGCCAUACUCCACCAGCACUCACGCCGCGUCCACGAUGACACUGCCGACGCCCGUAUCCGCGCCCGUCUCAGAGACCUAUCGAGCGUCGCCUAGGCCAUGGGAAGGCCGCUCACAAACACCUACCCUGACAGGGCGGGCGAAGACCCCACAGCCCGUGGCAACGCAGCAAGCCGUGGUCCCGCAUGGCCAUCGAAGAGGAGCGUCAGAAUCGGCAACAAGUAUAAUGGACCGCGGUCGGCCCCGCAAGCGCUUAGAUCAAACCAACCGACCCGCCCUCGGUCAGAGUGAGGAGAGUGCUGGCCAAAGCAUUGAGCGCAAGGCGUUUGAAGAACUACCCACAGGUGUCUUGCCCAAGGAUGCGAGUGUCGGUUUCAAGGCGGACGACAUGAUGGCCAUACACAAACAUGCACGCCGCCAGGCAGAGCGUUUCGAGGUGCUUGGCAUGAGCGACGUCGAGGCCCUCUCAAAGGAGCUUCGACGGCUGGACGAGCGCACCGAGUAUCUGCGUCGGACCUACACUUCACUUCGCGCUGGUCGCCGCAACCUCCAGGGCCGCCUCUGCCAGUUCCUCCGCUCACCCCGCGCCGAGCGCUUGAGCUUCGAGUCAAUGCUAAGGCAGGAGGAGGCGCUGGCGGAACUGGACACGUCCAUUGAUGAAUGGGUUCAGAAGCUGGAAAUGGCUGAGAAUCGUCGGACACGAAUCCGCCAAAAGCUUCUUGAGCAUGUGGCGGCUGCAGGUAUCUUGGGGGUGCCAGGAGAUGCUGCUACCCCAUCACCGCGCGAGCAACCUCCCCCAGCCGCCGUCAUGCAGUCGCCGGCUGGUUUCUGCGACAUCUCGACACCACCGCGAUCGCCAACGAAACAGGCGCCGGUCCGCAGGGGUAGCAUUUCCCCUUCGCCCCAGAGGGUCGUGGUGCAAGUCCCGAGCAUGAUCCUGGAAGAUCCACCCUUGGAGGAUGCCGACACUGAGCAGAAAGAUCAGCUCGACGCAGAAGCCCAGUCGCUCCGGAGAACGGACGUCGAGAGCAUUCGAAUCUAUGCAGGGGACGAUGUCGCCUGGCUGUUGGCUGACGUCGAGAGCGAAAUAACACGCCUGAGUCAGUCCCUCGGUGAUCCUGCCCCCAAGCAGCAUGGAAACUGGGUCGCGGCGCAGGCUCAAGUGUCGGAGCUGAAAUCAAAGCAGCUGCAUCUGCAGCGAAGCCACGAGCAGCUCAGCGGCAUCUCGUUUAGCUCGACCCCAGCGACUAUGCCUCAUAAGGGACCCAGGAGCGCGACACCCGAGUCUCCGCCUGCUCCACCGCCACCGAUCAAAGACUACCCGCGGAGCAAUUCCCCUUCUUCAACAAGCUCGAUGAGACCAUGA